ACCAGGACCUUCCAACAGAACAAUUAUGGUUCGAUCUAAUUUUACUCAGCAGAAUUUGUCAAACAACUACAAUAUGCUGGGGACCAUGGCAUGGAAUGCAUCUUGCAAAAACUGGCUGGUAGCAGAGGCUGCCCUGGAAAAGUACUACCUUUCCAUUUUUUACGGGAUUGAGUUCAUCUUGGGAGUCCUUGGGAAUAGCACUGUUGUUUUUGGCUACCUCUUCUGUCUGAAGAACUGGAACAGCAGUAACGUCUAUCUCUUUAACCUCUCUAUCUCUGAUUUGGCUUUUCUGUGCACACUGCCCAUGCUGAUGAAAAGUUAUGCCCAUGGAGAAUGGACAUAUGGCGACGUGCUCUGCAUCAGCAACCGAUACGUGCUGCAUGCCAACCUCUACACCAGCAUUCUCUUCCUCACUUUCAUCAGCAUCGAUCGCUAUCUGCUCAUGAAGCAUCCUUUCCGAGGGCACCUUCUGCAGAAGAAAGAGUUUGCUGUUUUAAUCUCUUUGGCCAUUUGGGUUUUGGUGACCUUAGAGCUCAUGCCCAUGCUGCCUUUCAUCAAGCCCAUUACUAUGGACAGUAACACCAAGUGUAAUGAUUAUGCAAGCUCUGGGGACCCUAAACUCAGCUUCAUUUACAGCAUGUGUCUAACCUUCUCCGGAUUCCUCAUUCCCCUUUCUGUGAUGUGCUUCUUUUAUUUCAAGAUCGCUGUCUUCCUAAAGCAGAGAAUCAGGCCGCAGGCGACCACUUUGCCCUUUGACAAGCCUCUCAACUUGGUCGUAUUAGCAGUCGUGAUCUUCUCUGUGCUUUUCACUCCCUACCACAUCAUGCGGAACGUGAGAAUUGCUUCACGCCUGUGGAUGCAGCCCCAAUGUACUCAGGCCAUCAUCCACUCUUUGUACAUUGUGACUCGGCCUUUGGCCUUUCUGAAUAGUGUCAUCAACCCUGUCUUCUAUUUCCUCGUGGGAGACCAAUUCAGGGAGAUGUUGACAAAUAAACUGAGGCACCACUUUAAAUCCCUUACAUGCUUUAGAAGAUGAGCUGGUGGACUAAC
This is a messenger RNA of Miniopterus natalensis, 1050 nucleotides long. RefSeq names its product succinate receptor 1 (gene SUCNR1). Gene Ontology annotation, cellular component: plasma membrane. NCBI's taxonomy places the organism in Eukaryota, Metazoa, Chordata, Mammalia, Chiroptera, Miniopteridae. Gene Ontology annotation, biological process: G protein-coupled receptor signaling pathway. Gene Ontology annotation, molecular function: G protein-coupled receptor activity. The record is from RefSeq and is a predicted model, not a curated record.